UAAGGCCCAUCUCAAAAUCUGAAGUCUAAAAACCUAAGAAAUAUCAAAGAAAUAUUACAUUUUUAUCAGAUAAGGUGAACAGGCGUCUUCUUCCAUUGAAGUUUGAACCUCUUUUCCUCUUCAGUUUUCAAACCAUGUUCUCUGCAACUGUGAACACCCUCACAACCAUCGCUCUUUCCAAUUCCAAUAAACCUUUCUCUUCUUCUUUCCUUGGCCCUUGCUUUCCUCUCUUUAUCUUCCAAUCGCCCUCCCCAAAAGCCCCUCUAAAACCCAUAUUAGCCUCUCUAAUCCCCGCCUCUCCACCUCCUAAGCAGCAAUUAUACCAGCCCUUUAGACCUCCUCCUUCCCCUCUCCCUUCCCAGUAUCGCUCCCUCGACACUGCCUCUCGUCUCGAUAUCCUUGCCAAUCGCCUUGGCCUCUGGUAUGAAUACGCACCUUUAAUUCCCUCCCUCAUUCGAGAAGGCUUUACCCCUCCAUCCAUUGAGGAAGCUACGGGCAUUUCCGGGGUAGAGCAGAACCGUCUAGUGGUUGCAGCUCAGGUUCGUGAAUCUCUUGUUCAAUCUAACACUGACCCUGAAAUUGUUUCCGCAUUUGACACUGGUGGCGCAGAGUUACUUUAUGAAAUUAGGCUCCUGAGCGCAACACAGCGGGCUGCAUCCGCCCGCUUCAUCAUCGAGCACAAGUUAGAUGUCAAGGGCGCGCAAGACCUAGCACGCGCCGUGAAGGAUUACCCUCGUAGGCGCGGGGAGAAGGCAUGGGAGAGCUUUGAUUACACUCUCCCUGGAGAUUGUCUGUCGUUUAUGUAUUACAGGCAAUCCAGAGAGCAUAAGAGCCCAUCGGAGCUAAGGACAAAUGCUUUGGAGAUGGCAUUGGAUGUUGCAGAGUCUGAAAAGGCAAAAAGUGCGGUCUUGAGCGAACUGCAAGGGGAGGGUGAAGGGGAAGAUGGGAAGGAAGAGGAAAUGGGAGAAGGAAUUCGUGUUCCAGUUGUGAGAUUGAGGAUUGGUGAGGUUGCAGAGGCAACUAGUGUAGUGGUUUUACCUGUUUGUAUGGCAGAGGAGAGGGAAAGAGAAAUUUUAGAAGCUCCAUGGGAGUGCGGGACUGAGGGUGAGUUUGGUGUGGUGGUGGCAGAGAAAGGGUGGAAAAGGUGGGUGGUAUUGCCAAGGUGGGAGCCAGUGGUGGGGUUAGAGAAAGGGGGAGUGGUGGUGGCUUUUGCAGAUGCAAGGGCUUUACCUUGGAAGGUGAAUAGAUGGUAUAAGGAAGAGGCUAUUUUGGUGGUGGCUGAUAGGGGAAGGAAGGAGGUGAAUGUGGAUGAUGGAUUUUACUUGAUGGCUGUUGACGACAAUGGUGAUGGUCGUAGUGGUGCAUUGAAGGUGGAGAGGGGUUCAGAGUUGAAGAAAAGGGGUGUUGGGGAGAGUUUAGCGACAGUGUUAUUAGUGGUAAGACCACCAAAAGAAGAGACUGAUGAUCAACUGAGUGAUGAAGAUUGGGAGUGAAAAGGAUAGUGGGACAGCAAUGCAGUGUUAAUCUUGAUUAGAUGGAGGAUAUUGCUGGUAAAUGAUAAAGAAGGAAACUUGAACCUCUUAUUAAUGAGGGCUUCAUUUAAUACCCAGUGGCAGGUUUUUGCUUUCCAUUUUGUUGCCAAAACUAGCUAUGCUGGUGUAAUGCUUAUACCUUAGAGCCAAUUCUUUUUGCCUUUUUUUUUUACCAAACGAAUUCAUAAGCCAUUGUCCUUUUACAUUUCUUUAUCAUAAUAUAUAUAUUGGAUUGUUCAA
Molecule: messenger RNA, 1772 nt
Organism: Hevea brasiliensis (rubber tree)
Lineage: Eukaryota; Viridiplantae; Streptophyta; Magnoliopsida; Malpighiales; Euphorbiaceae
Product: rubisco accumulation factor 1.1, chloroplastic
Exons: 1
Coding region: 135-1493 (452 amino acids)
Cellular component (GO): chloroplast
Source: RefSeq, a predicted model, not a curated record